AUGAUCGCAGACACGGAGCAGCAGAAUCACGUCUACCGGAAGCUCAUCCAGGACCAGCAGGCGCAGAUCGGCAUGCUGGUCGCGCAGCUGGGGGCGGCCGAGAGCCAGGCGCAAGCCCUCGCUGCUGACGGGCUUCGGGGGUCGGCAACCUGGGCCCCCAGCGAGGCGCAGCCAGCUCUGGGGCCGUUCCCGCAGUGCCCGCCCCAGUCCUCUGCCCGCAGCCCUCUGGAUGCCCGUCUGCAGGACGUCGAGAUCCUCGAGCGGGAGCAGAUGGCGGCACAAAGCGGCGCAAAGGCAGCCUCUGACCGUCCCUGGACACCACCGAGCGCAGAGGGCUGUGCGCGGCCCGCAAGCUCAUACUCAUAA
Molecule: messenger RNA, 366 nt
Organism: Giardia duodenalis
Lineage: Eukaryota; Fornicata; Diplomonadida; Hexamitidae
Exons: 1
Coding region: 1-366 (121 amino acids)
Source: RefSeq, a predicted model, not a curated record